GACGAGCCCCUGUGGCCUGACAGGUAUUAAAGAAAGUGAAAGAAGAUUUUGUGGAAUGUUUCGCUUUCGGUUUAAUACCUUAUUCCAGCGAUGGCAAGUCGUUACAUAGGGUACGCAUUGAUUGUAAAUGUGAAAUAUUUUGAAGAUCCGGAGGAUAAUCGAGAAGACACCGUAUCAGACCAAGUGAACGUAAAAGCGGCAUUUGAAAAACUGGGUUUCGAUACCAAACUGGUAACGGAAUCAACGGACACAGAGAGACAAGGCGGAGUAUCAGACCCCAAUACCACAGACUCGGCCGAGGUUAAUGUCACCAUAGAUUACUUUAAACGGGAGUUUGAGGAAGCUCGAAAACAUGUGAAAGAACAAGGUUAUAAUCAUUUUGCUGUGUUUAUUUCUACUCAUGGAGAGGAAGUUCGAGAGAAGGACCAUUACAUUCACAAGCUGUGUUUCUACGAUGGAGAUGAAUCCACAGAAGAAAUACUGUUCAAACCACUAGAUAAGCAGCUUAGAAAAGUGAAGAAACUUGUAAUUAUUCAGGCCUGCAGGGGUCGUAAUGAUGAGCCUGAUGGUGAAGAUGAGGACCUAGGUGUUCCUAUUUGUAUUGUUGAGGACCCGGCUGAGGAAUAUCAAUCUAGUGAGGGCAGUUCUCCACCAAUGACAGAAGCUGAAACUGUUCAUUGUGUUCCACUGUGUAUUCCAAAUUGCAUCACAAUGUUUGCGUCCCCUUCUGGAAAGGCAGCAUAUCAAGGACAUCUGUCCGACCUCUUGUUGAAGACUGUAAAAAACCUAAAAUGUGGAGAAGAUGUGAAAGUCUUGGAAUUGUUGCGGGAAAUUAACAGGCAGUUUGCAGAAAGGGAUAUUGACUGGGGCACUUAUGAUAACGAAAAUGAAAUAUACCUUAGUGUGCUGAAGCUGGGGUUAGCGGGCACCUUCAUCAACUAUCACCUGAAGGAGGAGCCAUUGGUCCACUCGCUCACUGCCAGCCGCUCCAGACACCUCAUCGUGGGUAGAGGCGCCGAACUUGUGGACACCAUUCUGGGUGUUUAUGACAAACUCCCAGAAGACUUCACAGUGUUUGUUUCUGGAACGACGAGAAAAUCUCUUCCGGAUCGAAUACUGUCUUUUGACUUUCUGAUGACACGGUCACUUCCUGUACCCGUAUGUAAAGUAGCACGUGAGAAGGUGACCUUGCUGAGUCCGCUUUGUUACAUCUAUACAUCCGGAACGACAGGUUUACCUAAACCAGCAAUAAUAAGCCAAGGCAAAGGGAUCAGACAAACACACGGCUACCGCGCAAUCGACUUCAGUCACCGGGAUGUGACGUAUGUCGUGACGCCAUUGUAUCACAGCGCCGCCACAUGUGUCGGUGUUUUCAACACAAUAGGAGAGGGUGCUACCAUCGUGUUGCGCCGGAAGUUUUCAGCGAGUCACUACUGGGAGGACGUCCGGAAGUACAAAGUGACCGUCAUUCAGUACAUAGGGGAACUCUGUCGCUACUUACUGCGUGUACCGAAGCAUCCGCUAGAUGGCGUCCAUUCUAUAAGAGCGGCCUUUGGUAACGGACUUCGGAGUGACAUAUGGGACGAGUUCAAGACGAGAUUUAGAAUCCCCCAGAUCUACGAGUUUUUCGGAGCCACGGAAGGAACAGCGCUCUUAAUGAACUGCUGCAACAAAGUCGGCGCCAUUGGCCGAUGGUCCCCCAUCAUCAGGUGGGUAAAUGGGGGAAAGAGUGGAUUCCAUAUUGUGAAGUUUGAUCCGGUGACGGAACAACCAAUCCGGGACAAAGAAGGAAAGUGCAUUCCGAUACAGCCAGGUGAAAGCGGUCUGCUUUUGGCCGUGAAACCACCAAACACCGUGACAUUCUACUUGGGACCAAAGGCGAUGAACGAGAAGAAGCUAAUGAAAAAUGUCCUUCAACUGGGCGACGAAUUUUUCAACUUCGGCGACUUGGUGUAUCUUGAUCACGACUAUUACGUUUAUUUCCGGGACAGAAUUGGGGACACCUUCAGAUGGAAAGGCGAAAAUGUAUCAACAACAGAGGUAGCCAAUGUGAUGACGCAACUUAAUUUUAUUCAUGACGUCAAUGUUUAUGGGGUAUCUAUAUCUGGGAGUGAUGGUAGGGCAGGGAUGGCCGCCGUACAGUUAGAGGAGGGCUAUGAAUUGACGAGCAGUAUUCUAUCAGAGCUGUACAGUCACGUGGUCGGGCACCUGCCGCACUACGCCCGGCCUGUGUUUAUCCGAGUGGUCCAGGAGUUCAACACCACCCAGACUAUGAAACACCAGAAGUUGAGGCUGGUGGAGGAAGGGUUUGAUGUGGAGGCUGUCAGGGACCCGCUCUUUGUUAUCAACAACCAAUCAAAGACAUAUGAGGCUCUCACGGCUUCAAAUAUCGGCACCAUACUUACUGCAAGACUCUAGGCCUUAAAAAUCACUCAUCAAAAUUUUAUGUCAUAUAAUUCUUAAUGUAGGACAUUGUACAUGUAUAUAGUUGGCAUGUUAAUAUUGAAAAUAACUAAACAUUUUACAUGUAUAUAGUUGGCAUGUUAAUAUUGAAAAUAACUAAACAUUAUAAAACAUAAUUUACCAAUACACGUGAUCAAAAAGCA
Messenger RNA from Magallana angulata, 2606 nucleotides. Its product is annotated as long-chain fatty acid transport protein 2-like. The transcript has 14 exons. Gene Ontology annotation, molecular function: cysteine-type endopeptidase activity; long-chain fatty acid transmembrane transporter activity; long-chain fatty acid-CoA ligase activity. Bases 91 to 2418 code for a protein of 775 amino acids. Gene Ontology annotation, biological process: proteolysis. The record is from RefSeq and is a predicted model, not a curated record. Lineage: Eukaryota; Metazoa; Mollusca; Bivalvia; Ostreida; Ostreidae.